This is a messenger RNA of Nothoprocta perdicaria, 264 nucleotides long. It is a transcript of the gene SPINK4, whose product is annotated as serine peptidase inhibitor, Kazal type 4. Gene Ontology annotation, molecular function: serine-type endopeptidase inhibitor activity; protein binding. Lineage: Eukaryota; Metazoa; Chordata; Aves; Tinamiformes; Tinamidae. Bases 1 to 264 code for a protein of 87 amino acids. The transcript has 4 exons. The record is from RefSeq and is a predicted model, not a curated record.
AUGGCCGUGAGGGAGCUGCUGGUGGUGCUGGUGGUGCUGGUUGCUCUCGUUGCUCCAGGAGGGGCAGAGCUGAAUGAAGGGAAUAGCCUGAGGAGGCCAUUCUGUGCAGAAAUGGUUAACCUGGAUGCAUGCCCCUUGCUGUACAUGCCUGUGUGCGGGAGCGACGGGAACACCUACGCCAAUGAAUGCCUGCUGUGUGUGCAGCAGAGGAAAACAAGGCAGGACAUCCGGAUUUUGAGGGAUGGGGACUGCCAAGGAGUCUGA